Molecule: messenger RNA, 10176 nt
Organism: Gadus morhua (Atlantic cod)
Lineage: Eukaryota; Metazoa; Chordata; Actinopteri; Gadiformes; Gadidae
Gene: tenm3
Product: teneurin transmembrane protein 3
Exons: 53
Coding region: 637-8565 (2642 amino acids)
Biological process (GO): signal transduction; heterophilic cell-cell adhesion; neuron development
Cellular component (GO): membrane; neuron projection
Molecular function (GO): protein homodimerization activity; cell adhesion molecule binding; protein heterodimerization activity
Source: RefSeq, a predicted model, not a curated record
AGAGAGGAGUGAGGGAGGGAGAGAAGUGAGGGAGUGUGUAUGAGAAGCACUGGUAGCUCCCCGAUCAUUUCAGCAGCAACAGCCGCACAGCGCAGUGUGUGUGUGAGUGUGUGUGUGUGUGUGUGAGAGAACACUAUCUGAUAAAGAGACGCAGACACCGGCAAACAAGAGACGCACGUCGAGCCACCCAGUGCUGUUUGCGACGCGUUUUUUUUAUCCAAGCGAGAAAAAGAAAAGACGAAAGGACCUUCCACCUUGGGGUCCAGAUUCUCUCUCUCAUCACCGCCCGUGCGCUGAGGCGGACGCUGGAACCACAGACCACAAACCAGAGCGGGAAGUGUGGAGGACGGGAGACGGCUCCUUCCGUGCCGCGCGCAGGAAAAGGAAUUGAAGAGAAGAGCGCAAACUGAAGACGAGCCGCGUAUUGUCCGUCCAGAUACAGAGUCGCAGGGGUCGCAGCGGUCCGGAGGAAAAAGAGAAAGGAAAGAGGCGGACAUAGGUGCUUUUCCAUUUCUCCAUGCUCGGCGACGGAGUUUCCAUGCUCCCGUGAACGGAUCCUUUAUCCUUUUUUUUUUGGGUACAUUAACCCCUUUAAGCCGGGCGAAACUGGAGUACUCACAUAGACAAGGUUCUCCCAUGCCCUCCCCCCCCUGCCCAUCAUCCAUCAUUGACCAAUCCCAGACCCCAUCAAGCCAUCCCAACGACAACCCAUUGCCCCUGGACUCUGACGAAGAGGAGGAGGAGGAGGAGGAGGUGGAUGAGUUGGACUAUGCAGCUCGGUUGUACUUGCAUGUAACUCAUGAUCAACCGUCCAAUCACCAUGGCUCAAUGCUGCCUCCGGUCCCGCCCCCUCACCGCCAGCAGCCUUCGGUGACGGCCCUCAACCACUCCCUGAGCACCGCACACCACGCUGGCCACACCCUCAACUCCUCACGGCACCUAGCCCCUCCCACUGGAAGCCCGGCCCCCACGGCCGGCCAAUCACCAGCCGAGCUGCAGACCACGCCCCCCGAGAGCGUCCCGCUGCAAGACAGCUGGGUGCUUGGUAGCAAUGUGCCUCUGGAGACAAGGCACUUCCUCUUUAAGACCGGCACAGGCACCACUCCCCUCUUCUCCACGGCGACCCCAGGCUACACCAUGGCAACGGGUUCAGUGUACUCCCCGCCCACCCGGCCGCUGCCCAGGAACACCCUCUCGCGCUCCGCCUUUAAGUUUAAGAAGUCCUCCAAGUACUGCUCGUGGAGGUGCACGGCUCUCAGUGCAGUAGGACUGUCUGUGCUGCUGUCCAUCCUGCUGUGCUACUGCGUCGCCAUGCAUCUGUUUGGACUGAACUGGCAGUUGCAGGAGAGCGAAAGCUACGGGGCAUUCGAGAAUGGUGCGGGAGCGAGGGACACCACUCCGAACAGCGUCAUGAUUCCUGCCGACACAAGCAAGAUGUUCCUGGUGGAGAACAACACCAUAGACACCGGGGAGGUGGACGUGGGGAGGAGAGCUAUUCAAGAUGUACCCCCAGGCAUUUUUUGGCGCUCCCAAAUAUACAUUGACCAGCCUCAGUUUUUGAAGUUCAACAUUUCGGUUCAGAGAGACGCACUGGUUGGAGUCUACGGACGCAAGGGCCUCCCGCCCUCCCACACACAGUAUGACUUUGUGGAGCUCCUGGACGGCAGCCGGCUCCUGUCCAAGGAGAAGCGCUCCCUCAGCGACGCGGAGGCCGGCCGCGGCCACGCCCCCAGCACCCGCGAGGGAGAUGGCCUCCGGGCGGCCCGCCGCGCCCGCUCCGUCAACGUGCAUGAGGCCGGCUUCAUCCAGUUCAUGGACACGGGGAUCUGGCAUCUGGCCUUCUACAACGACGGGAGGAACGGCGAGCAGGUCUCCUACAACACCAUCGUCAUUGAGUCAAUUAUGGAGUGCCCACAGAAUUGUCAUGGCAACGGAGAAUGUCUCUCGGGAACGUGUCACUGUUUUCCAGGUUUCCUUGGGCCUGACUGUUCUAGAGCUGCAUGCCCCUUGCUGUGCAGCGGAAACGGGCAGUACUCGCGCGGCCGCUGCCAGUGCUACAGCGGCUGGAAGGGCACCGAGUGCGACGUGCCGUCCAACCAGUGCGUGGACAUCCACUGCGGCGGGCACGGCGUCUGCAUCGUGGGCGCCUGCAUCUGUAACACGGGCUACAAGGGGGACAACUGUGAAGAAGUGGACUGCAUCGACCCCAGCUGCUCGGCCCACGGCGUGUGUAUCCACGGCGAGUGUCACUGUCAGCCCGGCUGGGGCGGGGCCAGCUGCGAGCUGGCCAAGGCCAUGUGUCCCGACCAAUGCUCCGGACACGGGACGCACGACGCCGAGAGCAGCACCUGCGCUUGCGACCAGAACUGGACCGGGCCCGACUGCUCCCUGGAGGUGUGCACCGUGGACUGCGGCAGCCGGGGGGUGUGCUACGGGGGGCAGUGCCGCUGCGAGGAGGGCUGGACGGGCACCGUGUGUGACCAGAAGGCCUGUCAUCCCCUCUGCACCAAGAACGGCAUUUGCAAGGAUGGCAAGUGUGAGUGCGACCAGGGAUGGACCGGGGAGCACUGCAAUAUUGCUCACAACCCGGACAUAAGAGUAAAAGGAUUUAAAGAGGGUUGUCCAGGCUUGUGUAACAACAAUGGCCGCUGCACCCUGGAAGCCAGCGGCUGGCAUUGUGUCUGCCAGGCGGGAUGGAGAGGAGCUGGCUGUCACGUCGCCAUGGAGAUGGUCUGUACCGACGGCAAGGACAACGAAGGAGAUGGUCUUGCUGAUUGCAUGGACCCAGAUUGCUGUCUGCAGCCCUCCUGUCAGAGCCAGUUAUACUGCAGAGGGUCACCUGACCCCAGCGAGGUGCUCAACCAGUCUCCAGCAGCACUGGUACCUCAGCAGGUGGCUAGGUCUUUCUACCAGCGGAUCCACUUCCUGCUGGGCCCAGAGUCCACCCAUGUCAUCACUGGGGACAGCCCCUUCAACAAGAGCUUGGCGUCCAUCAUCAGAGGGCAGGUCUUGACCGCAGACGGGACGCCACUGAUUGGUGUCAACGUGACGUUCGUCCACUACGCAGAACAUGGAUACACCAUCACACGCCAGGACGGCAUGUUCGACCUGUUGGCUAACGGAGGCGCCUCCCUGACCCUGAGCUUCGAGCGAGCGCCGUUCCUCACGCAGUACCGGACCGUCUGGGUCCCAUGGAACGUCUUCUACGUCAUGGACACCCUGAUCAUGAAAAAGGAGGAGAACGAGAUCCCCAGCUGUGACCUCAGCGGGUUCAUCAGACCCAGUCCGAUCAUCGUGGCGUCUCCACUGUCCACAUGCUACCGCAGCUCUCCUGAGGACGGACCCAUCGUCCCUGAAACCCAGGUGCUGCAGGAGGAGACCACCAUCCCAGGGAGCGACCUCAACCUGGUGUACCUGAGCUCCCGAGCAGCGGGAUACAAGCCCGUCCUCAAAGUCACCAUGACCCAGUCCGCCGUGCCCUUCAACCUCAUGAAGGUUCAUCUGAUGGUGGCAGUGGUGGGUCGCCUCUUCCAGAAGUGGUUUCCAGCCCAGCCCAACCUCUCAUACACUUUCAUUUGGGACAAGACGGACGCUUACAGCCAACGCGUCUAUGGACUGUCAGAGGCCGUCGUGUCGGUGGGCUAUGAGUACGAGUCCUGCUUGGACCUGAUCUUGUGGGAGAAGAGGACCGCAGUCCUGCAGGGAUAUGAACUAGAUGCCUCCAACAUGGGGGGCUGGACCCUGGACAAGCACCACAUACUGGAUGUCCAGAAUGGUAUCCUGUACAAGGGCAACGGAGAAAAUGUAUUCAUCUCCCAACAGCCUCCUGUUCUCAGCAGCAUCAUGGGCAACGGCCGCCGGCGCAGCAUCUCCUGCCCCAGCUGUAACGGGCAGGCCGAGGGCAACAAGCUGCUGGCCCCGCUGGCCCUGGCCUGCGGUGCCGAGGGGAGCAUCUUCGUUGGAGACUUCAACUACAUCAGGAGGAUCUUCCCCUCGGGCAAUGUGACCAGCGUCAUGGAGCUCAGAAACAAAGAUUUCAGACAUAGUAACAACCCAGCCCACCGCUACUACCUGGCAACCGACCCGGUGACGGGACAGCUGUACGUGUCUGACACCAACUCCCGGCGCAUCUACCGGCCCAAGCUUCUCAGUGGCGCGCGGGAACUCAUAGGUAAUGGGGAGGUGGUGGCCGGUACGGGAGAACAAUGCCCUCCGUUUGAUGAAGCACGAUGUGGAGAUGGGAGGAAGGCUACUGAAGCACAACUCCUAGGACCUAAAGGCAUCGCAGUGGACAAGAACGGCUUCAUCUACUUUGUGGACGGAACCAUGAUCCGAAAGGUGGACAGGAACGGCAUCAUCUCCACGCUGCUCGGGAGCAACGACCUGACCUCUGCACGACCCCUGACCUGCGACACCAGCAUGCACAUAAGACAGGUUCGCUUGGAGUGGCCGACAGACCUGGCCAUCAACCCUAUGGACAACUCCAUAUAUGUGCUGGACAACAACAUCGUGCUUCAGAUCACUGAGAACAGACAGGUCCGCAUCGUGGCGGGCCGCCCCAUGCACUGCCAGGUCCCGGGCGUGGAGUACACCCUGGGGAAGCGGGCGGUGCAGACCAUGCUGGAGGGCGCCACCGCCAUCGCUCUGUCCUACAGCGGCAUCCUGUACAUCGCCGAGACGGACGAGAAGAAACUCCACCGCAUCCGGCAGGUUUCUACGGGCGGGGAGAUCACCUAUCUGGCCGGAGCGCCCUCUGACUGCGACUGCAAGAACGACGCCAACUGCGACUGCUACCAGACGGGGGAUGGAUACGCCAAGGACGCGCGGCUCAACUGUCCGUCGUCCCUGGUGGUGUCUCCGGACGGCACGCUGUAUGUGGCCGACCUGGGGAACAUCCGCAUCCGGGCGGUGCGCCGCAACCAGCCGCCCACCGGUUCUCUGGCUUCAGGUCCAAGUUCCUACGAGGUCGCCUCACCUGCCUCCCAGGAGCUGUACGUGUUUGACUCCAACGGAACCCACCAGUUCACCAUGUCCCUUGUUACUGGCGAUUACAAAUACAACUUCAGCUACAGCAACGAGGAAGAUGUAACUGCUGUUACCGACAGCAGCGGGAACACACUGCGCAUCCGGAGAGACACAAAUAGAAUGCCGGUUCGAGUGGUUGCCCCCGACAACCAGGUCAUCUGGUUGACCAUCGGGACCAACGGAGGACUGAAGUCCCUCACGGCUCAGGGACAGGAGCUGGUGUUGUUCAGCUACCACGGGAACAGCGGCCUCCUGGCCACCAAGAGCAUCCAGAUCGGCUGGACCACCUUCUACGACUACGACAGCGAGGGCCGGCUGACCAACGUGACCUUCCCCACGGGCGUGGUCACCAACCUCCACGGAGACAUGUCCUCCGGCUCCGUGGUGGUGGACAUUGAGACAUCGGGCCGGGACGAAGACGUGUCCAUCACCACCAACCUCUCCUCUAUCGACUCCUUCUACACACUCGUCCAGGACCAACUGCGCAACAGUUACGAGGUGGGAAACGACCAUUCCCUCAGAGUCAUCUACGCCAACGGGAUGGAAACCCACUACCAGACCGAGCCCCACAUCCUGGCAGCAGUGCGACACCCUGCUGUUUACCCCUCGCUAGGCGCCGCCAACCCCACCGUGGCCCGACGCAACAUGACACUGCCGGGCGAGAGCGGGCAGAACCUGGUGGAGUGGCGGUUCCGGAAGGAGCAGACCCGCGGGAAGGUGAUCGUGUUCGGGAGGAAGCUCCGGGUAAAUGGCAGGAACCUGUUGUCUGUGGAUUACGACCGCUCUCUGCGAACCGAGAAGAUUUACGAUGACCACCGCAAGUUCCUCCUGAAGAUCAUCUAUGACACCCAAGGCCACCCGUCACUCUGGGUGCCCAGCAGCAAGCUGCUGUCUGUCAACCUGACCUACUCCAGUACUGGUCAGGUGACUGGCCUACAGCGGGGUCCCACCACAGAGAAAUGGGAGUACGACCUCCAGGGACGAAUCGUAUCCCGGGUGUUCGCCGACGGAAAGACCUGGGGCUACACCUACCUGGACAAGUCCAUGGUGCUGCUCCUGCACAGUCAGCACCAGUACAUCUUUGACUACGACGCGGGGGACCGGCUGUCAGCCGUGACCAUGCCCAGCGUGGCGCGCCACACCAUGCAGACGGUGCGCUCCAUCGGCUACUACAGGAACAUCUACAGCCCCCCUGAGAGCAACGCCUCCGUCACCAUCGACUACUCCGAGGACGGACAGCUCCUCAGAGUUGCCCACCUGGGAACCGGUCGUCGUAUCCUGUAUAAGUAUCGCAGACAGAACAAGCUGGCGGAGAUCCUGUACGACUCGACGCGGGUCAGCUUCACCUACGACGAGACGGCGGGCGUGCUGAAGACGGUCAACCUGCAGAGCGAGGGCUUCAUCUGCUCCAUCCGCUACCGACAGAUCGGCCCGCUGGUGGACCGGCAGAUCUUCCGCUUCAGCGAGGACGGCAUGGUGAAUGCCCGCUUCGACUACACCUACGACAACAGCUUCAGGGUGACCAGCAUGCAGGCCGUCAUCAACGAGACGCCGCUGCCCAUCGACCUGUACCAGUUCGACGACAUCUCGGGGAAGGUGGAGCAGUUCGGGAAGUUUGGCGUCAUCUACUACGACAUCAACCAGAUCAUUUCCACGGCCGUGAUGACCUAUACCAAGCACUUUGACCAGCACGGCCGCAUCAAGGAGAUCCAGUAUGAGAUCUUCAGGUCGCUGAUGUAUUGGAUCACCAUUCAGUACGACAACAUGGGGCGGGUCACCAAGCGAGAGAUCAAGAUCGGCCCGUUCGCCAACACCACCAAAUACGGCUAUGAGUACGACGUGGACGGGCAGCUGCAGACCGUGUUCCUCAAUGAGAAGAUGAUGUGGAGGUAUAACUACGACCUGAACGGUAACCUGCACCUGCUGAACCCCGGCAACAGCGCUCGCCUCACCCCGCUGCGCUACGACCUGCGGGACCGCAUCACGCGGCUGGGGGACGUCCAGUACCGGCUGGACGAGGACGGCUUCCUGCGGCAGAGAGGGGCAGAGAUAUUUGAAUACAAUUCAAAAGGUCUUCUGGAGCGGGUCUACAGCAAGGCGGCCAGCUGGACCAUCCAGUACCGCUACGACGGCCUGGGCCGCCGCGUGUCCUCCAGGAACAGCCUGGGCCAGCAUCUACAGUUCUUCUACGCCGACCUCAACUACCCCACUCGGAUCACACAUGUCUACAACCACUCCAGCUCCGAGAUCACCUCGCUGUACUAUGACCUGCAGGGCCACCUGUUUGCGAUGGAGAUCAGCAGUGGAGAGGAGUUCUACAUGGCGUGUGACAACACUGGGACUCCCCUGGCCGUGUUCAGCAGCAACGGACUACUGCUGAAACAGGUGCAAUACACGGCCUAUGGAGAGGUGUAUUUCGACUCCAACCCAGACUUUGUGCUGGUGAUCGGGUUCCACGGGGGCCUGUACGACCCACUGACACGCCUGCUGCACUUCGGGGACCGGGACUACGACAUCCCUGCUGGGAGGUGGACCACCCCAGACAUCGGCACGUGGACACGCGUGGGCAAGGAACCGCAGCCCUUCAACCUGUACAUGUUCCGGAACAACAACCCUGUGAGCAAGGUCCACCAGGUGAAGGAGUAUGUCACAGAUGUAAACAUCUGGCUGGUGACCUUCGGGUUUCACCUCCACAACGCCAUCCCAGGGUUCCCCAUCCCCAAGUUUGACCUGACGCAGCCCUCGCUGGAGAUGAAGAAGAGCCAGCUGUGGGAUGACCUGCCUUUGAUCUCAGCAGUGCAGCAGGAGGUGACCCGUAAGGCCCAGGCUUUCCUGUCCUUCGAGCGCAUGCCCGAGAUCCAGCUGAGCCGCCGGCGGGUGGACCGGGACAAGCCCUGGCUGUGGUUCGCCACCGUCAAGUCCCUCAUCGGCAAAGGGGUGAUGCUGGCCGUGACGCAGGGCCGCGUGGUCACCAACGCCCUCAACAUUGCCAACGAGGACUGCAUCAAGGUGGCGGCCAUCCUCAACAACGCCUUCCACCUGGAGGACCUGCACUUCACCGUGGAGGGCCGCGAUACGCACUACUUCAUCAAGACCAGCCUGCCGGAGAACGACCUGGGCACGCUGCGGCUCACCUCUGGCCGCAAGUCCCUGGAGAACGGCGUGAACGUCACCGUGUCCCAGUCCACCACGGUGGUCAACGGACGCACGCGGCGCUUCGCCGACGUGGAGCUGCAGUAUGGCGCGCUGGCGCUACACGUGCGCUACGGGAUGACCCUGGACGAGGAAAAGGCACGCAUCCUAGAGCAGGCGCGGCAGCGGGCGCUGGCCAGCGCGUGGGCGAGGGAGCAGCAGCACGUGAGGGACGGGGAGGAGGGCGCGCGGCUGUGGACCGAGGGGGAGAAGCGGCAGCUGCUGAGCGGGGGCAAGGUGCUGGGCUACGACGGCUACUACGUGCUCUCUGUGGAGCAGUACCCCGAGCUGGCGGACAGCGCAAACAAUAUCCAGUUCCUACGCCAGAGUGAGAUAGGGAAGAGGUAACACUGCUGGAGGAGCACAAGCGCCCAUGGCUCCCGCUCCAGACUGCACAGAAGCCAUGGUCUGUUCUUAAAGAGAGAGACGUUUAGCACGGGCUGUCACUCAGCCACUGAAGGAUGGCCAGUGUUCGUUUUUUUUUAAGAAAAAGUACAAUGGUCGUAUAACAAUCAUUACUGAAACUACCGUCGGCAAACAUUUUAAAUGUUUGCCGUUGAAAAAUGGGAGCUGCCAAGGAAGUUUGGAAGUCCUCGGACCCUUUUGAGCCUUUCACCAAGCCCCCCCCAAACCGGCCCUCUGUCCACCCCCCGAUUGGCCGCCUCAGCCCAUUCCACAUGCUGUGAGACAGCGCGAUGUGGAAUAACAUGAGGAUAUUCAGAAGGACCCACCCGUUUGAGUGUGUCCCCCACGUGAAUCUGAUGUCAGAGGUUGUAUACUAGGGUCUAAGCAAGGCGCAAGGACUGAACCAUUAUAGGUUUGCAGACGUCUGUAGGCUGUGUAUAUCGCUAAAUGGAUGUACCGGGCUGUAUUUUCACAGAAGGAUCUGUUAAAAUAUACUAUGGAACUGCCGUGGACUCUCUUAAAGAGAUAGACACACAAAAGACUUCUGUUUAUAAAAGUACACAAGGACUUUCUUGUUCUGUUAUGGUUAUGUUUGUUUUUAUAUAUACUUUAUUGGAUUGCUUUGGACAAAAAAAGGGAAACAUAAAAAAAGAAAAGUUUACAUGUGAUAACCUAUACCACUAUUACUACUACUACUAUUCCUACAGCACCUCUGGACUAUUAACCAUCAUCUGAGUAAGGACCAAUACACUUUUCCUUCGCCAUAGAGAUCUGUUGUCUAUAUUACAAUUGGUCAAGUUUGAUGGAAAUAACCCCAAUUCUCUCUUCCCAGGGCCUUUAAAAUUCAGGUCAUGUCAGCUGCAAUGUAAACAAUCAAGGUUCCUUUGACAAAUGUGGGAGGAACAAACUUUGGGACCUGCGCUGGGACCAGUUAAACUAAACUUUGUGGAUGGAUGUAUUCUCGGACCAAGUGGCUCCACUAGUCCUGUACCUAAACACACCAGUAGAGCAGCGGGCUCACAUUAGCUCAUGGGUGGCUAUGUGCAAAAUGUGUAGACCAUGUGCAUUUAUUGGCCUGAUAAUGUGUAGAGGUAGUAGUCUUGCUUGCCAUAGAAACAUGUUGUCAUGGUAAAAGAGCUUUUGGGAAGAAUUGCUGCAAGGAGUUAACAAUCGUUGCCUCUUUAGUUCUUCGCCUGUUUCUCGCAAAAUUCAAGCGUAUUGCCAUCAGUGACUUUUACAGAAGUGGUAAUGGCUCCGAAACAUACUUGGAUGUUUUUUCCUCAUUGAGCGUGGGGUCUCUGUUUGCUAGAGGUUUUUGUUUGUUAUUGUGUAUGUGUGUGUGUACAAGGAAGUGACCGCAUAUUAAUGCAUUUCAAAAGCUAAACUAGGAAAUUGAGUAAUAAUGGAGUUGAAGUGUAUGAAGGUGUUAAAUGAUACAUUUUUUUAAGUUGAAAAUAAUUCACUUAUCCGUACAUCAUUAUUAGUCUCAGAGAAAGUAAUUCAUGUACAGUGUUUCUACGUUAAAAAUAAACUUUAAAAAUUCUGUGAGGUUUA